Striga hermonthica is the source of this 1872-nucleotide messenger RNA. The record is from the annotation of a GenBank genome assembly. NCBI's taxonomy places the organism in Eukaryota, Viridiplantae, Streptophyta, Magnoliopsida, Lamiales, Orobanchaceae.
AUGGCCAUCUCCGGUUCUUUGCAGCUGUUGUCUCUUGAUCUUGGAAUUCGCAGUAACAGCCGGCGCGGCAAACGAUUUCGAAAUUCGAGAACCAGAAGCAAAAUGCAGUUGCUGGACACUACCGUAGUCUCAUCGUCGUCGUCGUCGUUGUUGCAGUUUCCUUGGAGUACAAGUAUCUCGAAGAGGAUACAUAGACGAUGGUGCAUCUUCUACUCCCGAAAUCAGCAAUUUAAAUGUCGAUGUUCUCUAAACAAAGGCCUCUCUGUGGACAUUACUUUUGUGAAGAAUGCCACCUUAACUUUAACAGGUUCAAUUCCUCGUUUGCAAGGAAGUCCACUUGUCAUCAAAUUAGCUUCAUCCAUCGGUAUUGUCGUUUUUGCAAUAUGGGGAAUUGUGCCACUUGUACGAAAAAGCAGAAACAUAUUUCUGAGAGAGAACGACAACAGUUGGACAAAGAGCAGUACAUAUCACGUAACCACCUCUUAUGUUCAGCCUUUACUGCUGUGGGCAGGAGCAAUCUUCAUCUGCAGAGCCUUGGAUCCAGUUACUCUUCCCUCACAAGCUAGUCAAAUUGUUAAGCAGCGGCUCCUAAAUUUUGUCAGAUCGUUGUCAACAGUGCUGGCCUUCGCACAGUGUUUGUCGAGUGUAAUCCAACAAUCACAAAAGUUCUUCAUGGAGACGAAUGAUACAAUCGACAACAGAAAUAUGGGCUUCCAAUUUGCUGGCAGAGCAGUAUACACGGCUGUAUGGGUUGCAGCUAUAUCAUUGUUCAUGGAGUUGUUGGGCUUCUCGACCCAAAAAUGCAUCACAGCAGGAGGACUAGGGACCGUUCUGCUCACUCUUGCUGGGCGUGAGAUACUCACAAACUUUCUCUCAAGUUUGAUAAUCCAUUCAACACGUCCAUUUGUAUUGAAUGAAUGGAUUCAGACAAAGAUUAGCGGUUAUGAUAUUUCCGGAACGGUCGAGCGUGUGGGAUGGUGGUCACCUACUAUAAUCAGAGGCGAUGACCGUGAAGCUGUCCACAUUCCGAACCACAAGUUCACUGUGAAUGUUGUAAGAAAUCUCAGUCAAAAAACUCAUUGGCGUAUUAAAACCCACCUGGCCAUCAGUCAUUUAGAUGUUGGCAAAGUUAAUAACAUUGUAGCCGACAUGCGCAAGGUUUUGGCAAAAAAUCCUCAAGUAGAACAACGGAAAUUGCAUAGAAGAAUAUUCUUGGAUUACAUUAAUCCAGACAAUCAAGCUCUGACGAUAAUGGUGUCUUGUUUCGUGAAGACCUCACAUUUUGAGGAAUACUUGUGUGUUAAGGAAGCCGUACUCCUCGACCUUCUCAGGGUCAUUGCCCACCACCAUGCUCGACUGGCUACCCCAAUCCGUACGGUCCGAAAUGUAUACGCUGAUGCUGACUUGGACAGCGUACCAUUUUCAGACUCGUUCACCCGUGGGGCCACCUCAAUCCAACCAUUACUGCUAAUGGAGCCUUCUUAUAAAAUCAAUGGAGAAGAUAAGACCAAAACUCAAACAGAGGCAAGUGAUCAUAACAAGAAAGACGGGCUUGCAUCAAAUGACAAAACUGUUCAUGCCAUGAACUCUAAAUCUCAAUCUAAUCCCAAAACUGACAAUAUUGCACCCAAGUCUCAGUCUGUUGCAGCUAAACCCUCGCUAGAAGAAAAUAUUGUGCUUGGAGUUGCUUUAGAGGGAUCGAAAAGGACAUUGCCGAUUGACGAGGAAGAUCAGAUGAUGACAUCAGCACCAAAUACAGAAGAUUCAAAAGAAAUGGCAGCACUGGCUGUGGCUGAGAAGGGAAAAAAUGAUUCCAAUAGAUCUACUGGCCCCGGUUCAACGUCUGGUAAUCAGAUAGACGAGCAAGAAUAG